CUUGGGCCACCGCUUCUGUUUGUGAAUGACGUAAUUAGCGUAAAGCAAGAUGGCGUCCCGUCGAAAACAUAUUGAUUUGGAAGGAGUUUAACGACGGUAACGUCGUUUGAGGUUCCCCUGUCUAAACUUAAUUUUGAUAAAGGGGACUGGUUUAGCUCAGAUAAAGACGGUGUCGUUGUGGAGCCGGUUGAGUGGAGCCCGCUGGUGUUGGCUCCUCUGCGACGCUCCGGUGACAGCCGCCGGGCUGCGAGCCGCUGAGACAGGAUGGACGCCGGAGAGUACGUCGCUCCUGUGGACAACAUGGACUCGACCUUAGCGGAGUUGGGAGACGAGUUCACUUUAGGAGACUUUGACGAGAUGCUGCAGUAUGUCAGCAACCAGGUGGGGGACUUCUCCGACAUGUUUGAGGACCAGGUGCCCGCAGUGAGCUCUCUACAAACCGGCUGCGUCAGCUCCGCUCUGCAGCCGACCAUUCAAACCCCGCAGACAUCAGCCCCCGCGGUCUACCAGACCACCAGUGUAGGCCUCCCCUCCUCCCAGACGCUGUCCCUUCAGUCUGUUCCCCUCACCCCUCCCCUCACUCCCGCACAGACACCUUCCCCCAUCACCACUCCUUCAGUGCUUCAGCAGGUGAUCCGCAGCCCUCCGCUGCUGCAGCCACGCCCUCAGAUGGUCCAACCCAUCCAGCCACAGCCCCAACAGACUGCCCCACCAACCAUCCAGAUGCACACCCAGGGGGUUCCCUUACAAACCCAGAACUUCCCGGUCCACACUCUGGUUCAGACCCACUGCCAGACGCCUCUCCCCAUCCAGACGCAGGCUCAAACUGUGAUGAUCGCCUCCAACGGUGGACAGUCACGCUUCAUCCAGAGCCCGGUCAUCUGCCAUCAGAGUCCUGCUCCCAGUUUCCAAGUUCUUCAACCACAAGUUCAGAGCAUCAUGACGUCACCACAGCUUCAACCGGUAACCAUCCAGCAUCAGAGAGUCCUGACCCAGACCGGUCAGACCAUUCAGACCCUCUCUACCGCGCCCGCUGCAGUCCACGCUGUGCAGCAGCAGGUGCAACAAGUGCCUGUUUUGGUUCAACAGCCUCAGAUUCUAAAGACAGAGUCACUGGUUCUCACAACUCUGAAGGCAGACGGGACACAGGUGUUGUCCACCAUGCAGAGCCCUACAGGCAUCACCACCCUGACCACACCCAUCCAGAACACAGCUUUACAAGUCCCAACGCUGAUGGGCAGCAACAUUCUCACCACUGUUCCUGUUGUGAUGGGGGGAGGAGGGGACAAGCUGCCCAUCAAACAGCUCCCGCCAGUCUCCACCUGCACUCACGCAGCAAGGUCGAGCGUGGAGCAGAACCCGAUGAUGGCAGGCACCAUGGGGCCGGGAGUUGUGAUUAAGGAGGGUGAAAGAAGAACAACGCACAACAUCAUUGAGAAGAGAUACAGAUCCUCCAUCAAUGAUAAGAUUGUGGAGCUCAGAGACCUGGUUAUGGGCAACGAUGCAAAGAUGCAUAAGUCAGGGGUGUUGAGGAAGGCCAUUGACUACAUUAAAUACCUGCAGCAGGUCAACCAAAAACUACGGCAAGAGAACCUGACCCUCAAGAUGGCCAACCAGAAGAACAAGCCGGUGACACUGUCUGAGGAUAUGGAGCUCAAACAGGAAGUAGUGAUGAUGUCACCUCCAGCUUCUGAUUCUGGCUCCAGUUCUCCACAUCAGUUCUCUCCAUACUGCGUUGACUCUGAACCAGGAAGUCCUUUAAUGGAUCAUGACCAGGUGAAGAGUGAGCCUGACUCCCCCUCCACGGUGGGAGUGAUGGACCGGUCCCGUCUGCUCCUGUGUGCCCUGACCUUCUUCUGUUUGUCCCUGAACCCUCUGCCCUCUUUGCUGGGCUCGGAGGCCUCGGGGAACUCUGGCCUUUCUGCAAGCCCCGUCUCAUCCCGCAAGCUCGUCUGGUUCCCUUCUCACACGCAGGACUUCGCGUCUUGGCUGUGGUGUCUGUUGCCGUGGGUGAUUGUGUGGGUGCUGAGCGGGGUGGGAGCUCUGUGGGGCUGUGUCAGAGUGCUGUACCUGUGGGAGCCCAUCACGCCGCUUCACUCGCCCAAAUCUGUGUCUUUCUGGAGGCACCGCAAGCAAGCAGACCUGCAUCUCAACCGGGGAGAUUACACAGCAGCCAUGGCCAGUUUGGAGACUUGUCUGUCUGUCUUGGCGAGAGCUCUUCCCUCCACCAGUCUGGACCUGGUUUUUUCCAUCUCCUGGAAUUUGAUUCGCUACUGCUUGCAUCGUCCAACACCUCUGGGCUGGCUGGUCCAUCAGGUUGGAGGGAAGCAUGAAGGGGAGGAGGCAAGGACCAGUGCAAGGGACGCAGCGCUGGUUUACCACCAGCUGAGCCAACUGCAGCUCACAGGAAAGCUGCCACAGCGCAGCAGCUUGUGGGCUUUCUCUCUGUCUUUAAGUGCUGUUAACCUCAGCGAGAGCGCCCAAAGCAAGAUGGCCCCGACUCAACUCGCUCAGAUUUAUGUCACUGCAGCGACAGCCCUGCGCACCAUCCUGGGCCACCACCUUUCUUGUCUGCCUGGUUACCUUUUGGGUUGUGCAGAGAGCGUGGCCAACCAGUCAGAGACCAAACAAAUCCCCGACGUCCUGCACUGGCUCUUCACACCUCUGGGCCGGCAGUUCUUCCUGAGCUGUGAUUGGUCAGUGAAGUCAGACAGCGGCGAUGAAGUGUACACUUCUCAGAGAGACGCAGCUGACCCCAUUGCCCAGCUGCACCGAUGUUUCUGCAGGAAGCUUUUGGAGAGAGCUGUUCUCACCCUCAUCCAGCCGCAGAGCGACUCUGACUCGGGCAGCUGCAAGAACGACUCUGGGGAGUUUUCCAAUGCCCUGGAGUUCCUCGAGUUGUUGAACAGCUGCACGGAGGACUCUCCCUCUUCUCCUCCACCCUUCUCGACUCCUCCCAGUCACACCACUGUUUCAGUGGGGGACCCGGUGAGUCGUUGGUGGGCUCUGGUCCUGAAGGCUGCUGUUCACUGGCUGCAGGGGGACGAUGUCGCUGUCCGAUCCCUUUUGGCUGAAGCAGAGCGAAUGCCAAGAGCGCUGCACAUUCUUGACCAUCCUCUGCCCAAAGCCGUGCUUCUUCUGUGUAAGGUAGUCCAGAUGAGCCUGUCCCCUCUGAAAGGGGAGGGGGUGGUGUCCUGCCUCUCCCACUGUGACAGAGCGAGCAGCUACCUGCGCUCCAGCAUCUCCGUGCCUCUCGCUCAGUCUGGAAACUGGCUCAACAAGGGGGUGGAGCUUCUCAUCUGUGACCUUCUUCUGACCUUGAGGACCAGUUUGUGGCAGCGAGGAGGCAGCAGUAAUGGGGAGCCUGGUCCGGCUCCUGGGUCUCAGUUGGCUGGUUUCCAGAGGGACCUGAGCGCCCUCAGGAAGCUCACACAGUGCUACAGACAGGCGCAGCACAAGAUGUUCCUCCAUGAGACCACGGUGCGGCUGAUGGCUGGAGCCAGUCCGACGAGGACACACCAGCUGCUGGAGCACAACCUGCGACGCAGAACACACAGCUCAUACUCUGCAGAGGGGGAGCGUGUCGUCGGUGAGAGGGAGCGGGCUCAUGCCAUCCUUCUCGCCUGCCGCCAUCUGCCCAUGCCUCUGCUGACCCCGCCAGGUCACCGAGCCCGUCUGCUGGCCGAGGCCAAGAGAACCCUGGAGCGCGUUGGAGACCGCCGGUCCCUGCAGGACUGUCAACAGAUCCUGCUGCGCCUCAGCGGGGGCACCACCAUCGCUGCUUCCUGAACGCACACAAAAAGAAACAACUUCUGAUUAUAAGAUGGAAAAUGUAGACUUCAAACUGCUGCAAGCGCCCUGAAACAUUUAAUGGCUACACCUUUUAACAGUUUGAUCUCUAGUUGAAAUGUUGCAGCUCUUUAGCCCCACCUCCUGCCCAGUAGAGGUACUUAUUUAAUUCUUCAAUUAAAAACAAAGAUUUUGUUUUUCUGGUCUACUUUCUUGCUAAUUUAAAAAUAUAUACAUCCUGACAGAUGUUGUCUAAUCACUUCCAGAUGAGCGCACAACAGAACAAUGCCAACUGGGCCCAAAAUCAGAAAAAGGGACCAGUUUCUAGCAGCUGCUUGAAAUGAAUCCGAUGCAUCAAUUCACGAAUUAGUCGUAGCCGUGCAGUCGUUACUGAAGCAGCGUAAGUGCUGCGUGCACUGUUCAGUUAAUGUUAAAGGGCUUCAGCAGAGGUCUGAGUGCGUCUGCGCUGCAGAGGAGCUCGCUUUAACCGUACAGUGAGUGGUGGCGUCUAUCUACCUCAAACACUGUACGAUGCCAGCGUUGUACUACAAAACGAGAAACGCAUCAGUUCUUCUAAAACUGUUCUCUAAAGUCAAGGUUCAGUCUCUUAUAACGUUUUAUUUGAUCGUAGCAGCACAGCUCUUAAGAAUUUAUUGAAACUAAAGGCAAGACAGGAAGCUGCUGCUGCUCCUGAAUGUGUAAAUGAAAGCUAAAAGUGAACCAACGGAGGAACUGUCUACACUCACAGAGGUGUCCAGAUGUUUAUCGCAUGUUUAAAGUCGUUGCAUUCAUACAGACCGUGUGAUUGUAUAUAAGUUGUAUAUAAGCAGAUAAAGUAGAUCAAACUGGGAGUUAUUUCUUGGAGACUCUAUUCAGAAGGAGCACUUUACCGUGUUACAUCAACAAUCUGAGACCUUUAGUUUUUACUCCUCCAUCUAUUGUUCCCGAACCUUCGCCUGCGUUUUCUGCACCUGAGCGGGUUUGAAAAUGUCUCUGAGCAGCAGCUGGGGGGUGAAUACUGUGGCAACAGACACAGAGUUCAGGUUUUGACCUUUUAUACAGAGUUUCAAGUAGCGCAGGUCAAAAACUAAUAAAAGAUGUUUGGAGUUUCACUAGAAGUCUUAAAAAAAAAAAAAAAGGUUUGAUAUGCAUCUAAAGCUCUUCAGCAAAAUGGGUUUGGUGUUCUGUAGAAAAACAUGUUUUAGCAGCUGAGGAUGACUGAGUUUUAUUUUUGUGAUGUUUGUCCAGUUCACUUUUUAUUUGUAAUUAUCACGACAUUUUGUCAAUCCUGUCUCUCUGCUCUGAAUCUAUUUAAUGGUUAUGUAAGAUAAAUGCUCUUGAGGGGCCAGACAUUGUCCAAAGGGGAUCUCUAAUAGUAAAAAUGUUUUUUAUAUAUCUCGUUUUUAUUUCAAAUCCUUCAUUAGAUCUUUAUUUUAGGUUGUAGGGAUCACUCCUCUCAAACAAUGUGAUUCCUUGGUUUUAAAAUGUCCAAACAUAGUCAUGAAACAAGUUUCCAACUAAACUAUCUGAAGAAACAUUUAAAAACAUUUGCAAGUAAUUUAGUUUUUACAUUUAGUGCACAAGAAAGCAUUUUUGCUGUUUUUAAUUGUGACAUUUUGUUUUCUCCCCUCGAGUUGUUUUAUUCUUUGAACUUCUGUGUUUCUUUCAAUGUUUUCCAAUAAAACAACACAAC
This is a messenger RNA of Nematolebias whitei (Rio pearlfish), 5482 nucleotides long. RefSeq names its product sterol regulatory element binding transcription factor 2 (gene srebf2). Gene Ontology annotation, molecular function: DNA-binding transcription factor activity, RNA polymerase II-specific; RNA polymerase II cis-regulatory region sequence-specific DNA binding; protein dimerization activity. NCBI's taxonomy places the organism in Eukaryota, Metazoa, Chordata, Actinopteri, Cyprinodontiformes, Rivulidae. Gene Ontology annotation, biological process: positive regulation of cholesterol storage; positive regulation of transcription by RNA polymerase II. Bases 265 to 3789 code for a protein of 1174 amino acids. Gene Ontology annotation, cellular component: nucleus. The record is from RefSeq and is a predicted model, not a curated record. The transcript has 20 exons.